UAGUAUGUACUGUUUAAGUCUGUAAGCCACGGUACUGUUUCAUUUAUUGGAUGAUUAAGUGAAUGAAAAUUGAAACAAUAUAACUCGACUUUCAGCAUAGCCAGUUGCAUACUUUAAGGGAUUAGACACCAGAUGGUACAAUUGCAAGAAAAGGUCAAAUUGGAAACCACACCAUCCCAGUCGGCCAAAAUGGAUGUUCAAAAGUCGGAUGGCGAAUCUUCACACAAAAAGGCUCGUUUGAACGAAGAUUAUUCUAAAUGGGAUGCAAAGACCCUUUAUGAAGAGCUCAAAGAGAAGGGUCUUGGUAAUGUUGCUGAGAUCUUUCGAGUAAAGAAAAUAGCAGGCGAUACUUUGAAACAGAUUGAAGAGUUUAUUGAGAAAGUAAAGACAAGUCGUUUGCCUUUGAAGGGCCAAAAGGAGUUCAAUGAUCCAAUACAUGGACUAAUCGAACUCCAUCCACUGUGUGUGAAGAUCAUAGACACACCGGAAUUCCAGCGCCUUCGAUUUGUGAAGCAGCUUGGGACUACUUACUUUGUGUAUCCUGGUGCGGCUCACAACAGAUUUGAGCAUAGUUUAGGGGUUUGUCAUUUAGCCGGCCGACUGGUCCGUGCCAUAAAAAGCAGACAACCCGACCUUGGAAUAACAGAUAAAGACGUUCUUUGUGUUGAAAUAGCUGGGCUCUGCCACGACCUUGGUCAUGGACCAUUUUCCCAUCUGUUUGAUAGGGAGUUUAUACCAAAAGUUCGUCCAGGGACCACAUGGGAGCACGAACAAGCCUCCAUAGAGUUACUGGACUACAUGAUUGACAAAAGAAAUUUAGAUCCUGAGUUCGAGAAAUAUGAUAUCACAAAAACUGACAAAACAUUUAUCAAGGAGCAAAUUUGGCCUGAAAUGAAGGGUGAUGGAAAGUUCAAGGGAAGACCUGACAAACCGUUCCUAUAUGAGAUUGUUGCCAACAUGCGGAACGGCAUCGAUGUUGACAAGUGGGAUUACUUUGCCCGUGAUUGCUACAUGCUUGGAAUUCAGAACAACUUUGACCACAACAGAUGUAUCCACUUUGCCCGGGUUUUGGAUGCGAAGGGAGAUUCGGAUGAGAUGGAGAAACAGAUUUGUACCAGGGAAAAGGAGGCUGGGCACCUGUAUGACAUGUUCUACACCCGAUAUAUGCUGUACCGCCGGGCCUAUAAGCACAAGACUGUUUCAAGCAUCGACUUCAUGGUUACAGAGGCGCUUAUCGAAGCAAACGAUUGCAUCAUGUUUACCGGUAAAAAUGGUGAAGAAAAGAAAAUGUCAGAGGCCAUUCAUGACAUGGAAGCCUACAGUAAGAUGACGGACCAAGUGAUGUUCAUGAUUCUCAACAUGAACGACGAGAACCUACCGAAAUCCAUAAAUCCAGAUGGCACUGUUGACGUGGCGGAUUUCAGGGAGAAGAAGGAGAAGCUCGCAAAAUCAAAAGAGAUCCUGAAUAAUGUCAUGUCCCGCAAUUUUACGUACAUAUUCACAAUGCAUGCGGUGGCUGAAGGGGACAUCAAGGAGAAAGAGAAAGACAUAGAAAAGGCAGUUAAAGAGAUAAUAGAAAAAGAGAAUCCUGAUCAACAAAAUUUUGAUGCUGCCGGUAUUAAAGUUCAGAUUGUUAAGCUGGAUUACGGGAAAAAAGGCAAGAAUCCCAUGGACUACUUGAUGUUUUACAGCAAAACCGAUCUUGACAAAGCCGUUCAUAUUAAAAAGGGGCAGGUGUCGAGCUUUCUCCCAAGAGUAUUCCAAGAGCGACAUAUUCGACUUUAUUGUAAAGGCGAUGUUUCGGAGGACUUGAAGACGGCCGCUAGCGAUGCUUUUGACCAGUGGUGUGAAAAAAAGGGCUACAUAUACGUAAGGGAGCAGAGUAGUGACGAAUAGAUAAAGAGGGUGCCCUUUUGGGCAAGAAGACGAUAAAGGAACCAUUCUUACUUGAUGUACAACACUCCAGCGCAGUGAUCUCCCCUUGUCAAAUAUUCGAUGUGUGCAUAAAGUCAUAAACCAAACGUUUAAAGUGGGCAAUUCUGAAACUAUACGUAAGGAUCCAAUAAAUGUGCGAAACGUGCGUUUGAUAAACUACAGAAUAUAUCGUUGAGGGGAUUUUUUUAUUAUAUAUCAUUGAAUCUUGAUUAGUUGUUUGAUUUAUAUAUAUUGGUGUUUUGUUGUUGCUGUUUUUAAUGAGUUUAGUGUUAAAGAAGACGUUUUAAACAAUUUAAAUUUUCUAUGAGGACUUUCUUUAUAUUACUGCAGAUGGUAAAGAUCACAAAAAUGUGUAUUAACUCUAUAUUAUAUAACCAUAGCAUACAUAACGUUAUUUUAGUUCGUAAGUUAUUUACGUAAGCCAAGAGCUUUUUGUUAAAAUUGUGUUAGCCUAGGAUUCUUUCUUAAAAAAAGUAUUUGUGCCAAUUUAUUUUGGGGUUUAGCCGAGUUUAAAACGAAAAUACUCAUUUUGUAAUUUGAUUUUUAAAUGAAUUAGAAUAUGUGUGAAAAUAUGACAUAAAGCCGAUGGUGAGGAUCGAAUGGAAAAUUGUGCAAUAACUUUUUGCAGCAUUUUCGUUUACAAUCGGAAGUUGAAAAUUUCGUUUGUUUACAACAACAGAAAAAAUCGGGUCGGCGGGUCAGAGUAAGGACAAACAAACACUCGCCAUAAUUCAACUCAAAAGCAAACUAAAUGUAACUUCAUACUUCUAUUUUGUUUCGUAAUUUAUUCAUGUUAUGCAGUUAAUGUUAAAAUGCGAAUCAUUAUCCGACAAUUUAUAGUAUUUACCACAUGUUAUGAUUAGUGAUUAUGUUUGUGAUUUACAGGUUCCUAUUAUAAAAUGUUUAAUAAAUGCAAUUCAAUGACAUGUAAAUGAUAAGUGUGUAAUACAGGUGAAUGAAAUUGGUUUUCUUUCGU
Messenger RNA from Mya arenaria, 2911 nucleotides. RefSeq names its product deoxynucleoside triphosphate triphosphohydrolase SAMHD1-like. Gene Ontology annotation, cellular component: nucleus. Lineage: Eukaryota; Metazoa; Mollusca; Bivalvia; Myida; Myidae. The coding region runs from base 133 to 1896 and encodes 587 amino acids. Gene Ontology annotation, biological process: dGTP catabolic process. The record is from RefSeq and is a predicted model, not a curated record. The transcript is spliced from 16 exons. Gene Ontology annotation, molecular function: dGTPase activity.